Sebastes umbrosus (honeycomb rockfish) is the source of this 5130-nucleotide messenger RNA. RefSeq names its product nuclear factor of activated T cells 5b (gene nfat5b). Gene Ontology annotation, molecular function: DNA-binding transcription factor activity, RNA polymerase II-specific; transcription factor binding; RNA polymerase II cis-regulatory region sequence-specific DNA binding. The record is from RefSeq and is a predicted model, not a curated record. Bases 533 to 4243 code for a protein of 1236 amino acids. NCBI's taxonomy places the organism in Eukaryota, Metazoa, Chordata, Actinopteri, Perciformes, Sebastidae. Gene Ontology annotation, cellular component: transcription regulator complex. Gene Ontology annotation, biological process: calcineurin-NFAT signaling cascade; cytokine production; regulation of transcription by RNA polymerase II. The transcript is spliced from 14 exons.
CUUCCUAGAGAGCUACAGCUGCCUUCCUCCACUCAGCAGAGCCCAAAAGUCAUGAGUCAAAAGAGCGGCGGAGAGGCAGGGCCUCCCCCUUCAGCUGCUCUAGCAUCAGUGAGUUUCAGUAAAUCCAUGGACUUCAGUGCUCCAUUACAGCCACUUGCAGCACUCUGACCUGGUGGACAAAUUUGUCUGUAAAAGAGGAGGAAGGUGAAGUAUAUUUUACUUUACAUGGGACUAUAAGUUUAAUUGAAACCUGCCAAUAACAUCAUCUGGCUUUUAUUUCUUUGUUUAUUUUAAAAAUAUGCUUUUUUAAAGCUGGAGUGUGGGACUGUAACAUAUAAAUGAACGUCCGUUACGAGUUCACACAAUGCUGAUUAAGCUUAUCGCCAUCAGGGAAGGUUCUCUGUAUUUCACAGUGUACCGGAGUUGUGGUGUCUGUGACGACUUUCCCGCCCUGGCGCCUGCAGGAAGUUCCCUCUGAAGCAGGGAGUGUCUGCAUAUAAAAUGGUCUGCAGUUCUCUGCUUCAUAGAUGCCAUGUCCUCCUCUAUGACCAUGGAAGGCCCCCGCAGUGCUUUUCCCACCUCUUCCAGCCCCACCAUGCAUUCCAGUGCUUCAGCAAGUGACCAGAACCCAGUUCACAGCGGCGGCAAUGUCGACCCAGAGGACGCCAGGAGCAGCAGAGCGGUUCCAGAGGUUGUCGGAGCAGAAGGUGGGAAUGGUAACAGCAGCAGGGGCAGCACUGAGCAAGGAGGAGGAAGAGGUGUAACAUCCCAGGAGGCUCAACCACAUCACCAGAUGACGCCGUCUAAGCGCCGCACCGUACUGAACAUCUCUCCACCUCCGCAAGACCUGUUUGAUGAAAGCCUGAUGUCCUGCCAGGAUGAAACGUCCCUGGACUCGGAGCAGAGUAGCAGCAUCUGGAUGGAAGACUCUCUCUCCAACUUCAGCGUCAUGAGCACCUCCUCCUACAAUGACAACACAGAGGUGCCACGAAAGUCACGCAAACGCACUCCUCGGCAGAGGCCCGGUCCUAAGUCUGUGCCUGGAGGGGGAGCCAGCAUGGACGUGUUUGAUGCAGACAGUGCCAAAGGUCCACACUUUGUCCUGUCACAGCUCGGCCCUGACAGCAAGACUGGACCAAAAGGAAGCUCUGAUGAUCCUCAGAGGACUUACCAGAAAGGAGGAGCUCUCUCGAUGCAAUACCCACAGAAGAGCGAAGGGAAGGAGGUGAAGAUCCUCGUCCAGCCGGAGACUCAGCACCGAGCCCGCUAUCUGACUGAAGGCAGCAGAGGGUCAGUGAAGGACCGCACUCAGCAGGGCUUCCCUACUGUAAAGCUGGAGGGACUGAAUGAGCCAGUGGUUUUGCAGGUGUUUGUGGGCAACGACGCCGGGCGUGUUAAGCCUCACGGAUUUUACCAAGCUUGCAGGGUGACCGGCCGCAACACCACAGCCUGCAAAGAGGUGGACAUUGAUGGGACAACUGUCAUUGAGGUGUCCCUUGAUCCAAGCACCAACAUGACACUAGCGGUGGACUGUGUUGGGAUCUUGAAGCUCCGUAAUGCUGAUGUCGAGGCUCGCAUCGGCGUGGCUGGUUCGAAGAAGAAGAGCACACGCGCUCGGCUGGUGUUUCGGGUCAACAUCCCCCGUCCGGAUGGAUCAGUGCUCACGCUACAGACUCCCUCAUCUCCAAUUCUGUGUACUCAGCCUGCAGGAGUGCCUGAAAUCCUGAAGAAGUCACUACACAGCUGUUCAGUGAGAGGUGGAGAAGAGGUCUUUAUCAUUGGCAAAAACUUUCUUAAAGACACCAAAGUCAUAUUUCAGGAGAACAUCUCUGAUGAGAACUCGUGGAAAGCAGAGGCUGAAAUUGACAUGGAGCUGUUUCACCAGAAUCACGUGAUAGUGAAGGUUCCGCCGUACCAGAACCAAGCCAUCACCUCUUCAGUAUCUGUGGGAAUCUAUGUGGUGACGAAUGCUGGGAGAUCCCAUGACGUUCAGCCUUUUACCUACACUCCAGAUUCAGCAAAAAAUGAUGUCCCUGUGAAGAAAGAGGCACCCUCUCCAGUGAAGACUUGUUCAUUUGAUGAACAAAUUAAAGUUCUAGACGGUGCCUUGUUGCCUUCGUUGUUGCCUUUAGUGAAGAGAGAAGAUGUCACUCCGAUGGAAGUCACCAGCAACCUCCAAUCUUCUGGUGUAUUUAAGAGUGGUGACCUGUGUCCAGCCCAGCAGAGCCCAGACAUGACUACAUGCCAUCUAAAUAAAAACAGACCAUUCUCCAACAACCUGUCUCAGCCUGCAGGUGACCCUGACAAAGGCCAGGCUCCUGUUUUUCCCAAAGCAGAGCCCUUAAGCACUAUCCAGAAGCAGGACAUAGUGGCCACCAGCUCCUUCUCUGUACCCACCGACUCUCUGCUCCAGCAGGGAUCACAGCAGUUCCUCCUGGAUUCCAGAGAGGGCCUCGGACAAGAGAGGCCCGGCAGCGGCUCUGGAGCUGUGGGGAGGCUUUGUGGAGAACCAGCGCCUCAACAGCAGCAACUUCCACUGUUCCCCCCAGACGAAGUAGCCCAGCUGGAGGAGGCUGUGAGGCAACUUAAAGCCAAAGGGUUCUGUAACUUACCGCUUCAGCCUGAAAACUCGAUGACCAAACAGCAGCAGCAACACAUCCAGCACCAGCAACAGAUCCAAAAACAGCAAAUUCAGCAGCAGCAACAGCAGCAACAGCAGCAACAAAUCCAGCAGCAACAGCUUCAACAGCAGCAGGCUUUAGAGAAUUUACAGCAGCAGCUGUUUCAGCAGUCACAGAUUCAGAUGCAGUGUGGCAUGUUUCAGGAUGCCGCCCAGGCCAAGAGCGCGGAGCAGCAGGGCUCAUCACAAGGAGUGGUGUCAAACCAGGGGACUCUUUUCCAACAGGCCCAACAGCAGCAACAGCAGCAGCAGCAACAAGCAGUUAUGUUUCAACAGGCGAGUGACCUGCUCUCUAUUCAGACCAACUUCCUCCAGCAGACACCCUCACACCCUUCACCACCCAUGUUUCACAAUCCCAGUUCUUUGGCUGAAACGCAAGAUCCACAGGGGGGAUUGUUUCAGAAAGCCUCUCAGGAGCAGGUCCUCUUCCAAAACACCAUGACAGUGCUACAGUCUUCAGAACAACAGCCCUCAGCCCCGGGACUCUUCCUCCCUCAGACAUCCCUGCCCUCUCAGCUCACAACCAGCAGUGCUCAACAGCAGCAGCAGCAGCAGCAGCAACAACAACAGCAGCAGCAGCUGGCCUUCCUCAAUGCUCUACAAACGCCUGCCCCUGAACCACAAUCAGUAUUUCAGGCUCAGACCCAGCUCCCCCCCAUCCAACAGAGAAGCCCCAUGGAGCAGCAGCAGCCCUCGCAGCCUCAGCCCCACACACAGCCAGCCCAGCAGGCGUCCUUGUUUCAGAACAUCUCCCCACACUCAUCUGCAAACACACUCUCUCCGGUCCAGCAGCAGCAGCAGGCUGGCCUACUGUUCUGCAACAACCCCCUGUCCAGUCCGGAUCAGGCCUCCGGCCUCCUGUUCAGCAGCCAGGGCCAGAUGCCGCCGCUGACCAGCAGCAGUCUAGUUUCCCAAGAGCCCCAAAACCCCACUCUGCUCUUUUCCCAAGCCAGCGUGGUGACAGUAAACCAGCAGGAUCGCUCUGAGCCCAUGGCCUUAGGGAACCCCGCCGACCCACGGCAGCAAGUCAUGUUUCAGGAGCAACAGCCGAUGCAGCUGGGCGGCAGCUCAAACAACCGGCAGGAGCAGCCCGUGGGCCUCUUUAUGCCUCAGUCUAACAUGGCCUCUCUGCAGGGGGGGCUGGCCGCUCAGGAGCUCGCACAGUCAGCCAUGUUUGCGUCACAGAACGGCGUGGCGAACCUCCAGACGACCACCUCCUCCCCUGUUCAACAGCCAGGGACUCUGUUUCAGACCGCUGUCAGUGGGAGCAUCAAUCAGCCCAGCCAGCCUCAACAACCUGGCCUCUUCCUGUUUGGUAUUCAGAACGAAUGUGGCCAGCUGAUGAACACUCCUGGAAACACGCUGUCGGAUCAGCUUAUAGCCAUCAGCCAGUCUGGUCAGAACCAAAGAGAGAGUGACGCACACAUCCAGUCUCUGCUCAGCCAGUCCAUGUCUCAGUCUGGGCCUGUGCAGAACAGCAUGGGCUCUCAGAACAUGGAGAAGAUUGAUGACCUGCUGGUCAGCCUGCAGGAGUCGGGCAGCAACUUAACGCGUUCAUACUAACGGAUUCGUCUUUUAUUUUGAUAUGUGGACUGAUUGUAAAAUGUUGUUGAUUAGCACAUGCAGUGGAAGAUUUGUGAAUUAGCCCUGCAUCAUGAAGUUUAAUACAAAACACAACAUUUAGUUCUUAUAUCUGAUCACCAAAUAUUUUCCUGCCCUACUAACACAUUAUUGGUUUCACUUCAGGACUUCUCAGGAGAGAGCAGUGAAGGUGCCGCUGGCCUUGCUGAGCCAGUCUCUUCCUCCUAAAAAGUCCUUGUGAUUAUUCUCCGGAGUGGCAUGAAUUGGAUCUGUUCUCUCAUUAUUAAGGACAAAUUAAUAUCCAGACUGUGAAUUUGGGCUGGAAUUUCUUGGCUGAGAGGGCCGGCUGAGAAAAGUGAAUGUCUCUUAUUGACUUAAUGACUGACUCCGCGUUGUGUAACGAACGUGUGCAGGCGAGAAGAGACAAAUUAUCCUUACUGUUCUGUGAGAAAAGCAGCAUUAGGCACUUUUCUUCAACUUUUCCUCCGGAAGUGCAGGAACUCAGUGGUCUUGUUGUUCAUUUAACUUGUGAAGUUUUGUGUGCAUCUGUAGAUAGAUGGUCAGUGAUGUUAUCUGCAGCGUCUUUCGGUUCUCGUGGUGAUUUCUAAAGUGUUCUCCAAAGUGUUUAGUGGUUUCCAUGAAUAGUGUUCCCUUUAAUACUUCUUUUGUAUUUUUGUUGUUGUAUGGAAAGUUGAAUGUGCUGUGUAGCAGGAAGGUUUAGACAGACUGCGGUAUGUAUGGUUGAGUACAUCGAAGCAGCGCGUUCUCAUUCCCAGGGUGUCAAAUGCAGAGGCUUUGUCACGGCCGUUGACGUUCGAUACCGCCGCACAACGGAUCAACAUUUUCCUCAGACGUAUUAUAAAAUUAUG